UGAUUCGAGUGCCCAACUUUCUCUCCUGGUAUCUCUGCCUCCUCGACCUUCAUUAACUCGAAACUCUACCGGAUUUCCGUAACCGUUCAAUGCAGAUGUUUCAGAUGUUUGGAGAUUGCCCAGCAGUGAUAAUACUUGGCCGAUCGAAAGAAACUGAGGGAAGUAGAAUAAUUGUAGCACAAUUGUAGCACAAUUAUUUGAGUUUUAGUUCUUAAUAUAUCUCACCAUGUUUUGCUAAAAAAAAGGGAGGAUUCGGCUGGGGAUGAUGACUUGAGGAGAUCAAGUAUUCAUUGAGAGUUAUUGAAUUUUGCAAACUUUCCCCACAACCGAGAGUGCGAAAAAGGCGCAUCUGACGGGAAGGAGCUCCAGUGAUCGUACCGGAGCUGAGCUGAGGGUUGUCGCUGUCGGCUGGAGUCAGCAGAUGAUAACAUAUUAUUGGCAUGGGUUGGUGCCUCGGCAAGCAUUAGCAUAUGAGGAUUGAUCAUCUGCUUCUCUAAUGCUAAAUCACGAUGGCAGCUUUUAGAUCUCACCUGCGAGUCCUCUGCUUGCUUUAUGCCGCUUUCUUCUCCGCUGUCAGAUUUACAACAUGUCAAAUCAGCAUCAACAAUAUCACACAUCAUUUGAGGCCAAUCUACCACUUCAGCAUAUGAUCGUGAACAAGGAGACCGGUGAUCUUUAUCUGGGAGGAAUCAAUUUCAUCUACCACCUGACCUCUAACCUGUCGUUAGUAGAUGAGCAGAGCUCACUCACGGCAGACAUCACCAACUUCUGUUCCUCCGGAGACUCUGGAUGCAUCCUCCCUCCAGAAUGGGGGGAAAAUGAGAAUAAAGUGCUCUUGAUCGACGAGGACAAUGACUUCUUGAUCGCCUGUGGCAGCGCGUUCAACGGAACCUGUGUGCUCCACCAUCUUAACUCCAUCACGACUGUCCAAUCUCGUGUGCAUGAUCUUGUCCAUCACGAAGAAGCCUCCCUGGGAAUUGGUGACUCUGUGGUCGCUUUCUACGGACCGUCCACUGUCAACACAGAUGGGCAACAAGCCAUGGGUACUGCUCUGUUCGUUGGGGCAAGCUUCAACCCUCUCUUCAACGACACACUAAUCCGCCAACAUGCUGUUUCUACCAAGCUUCUCCUUCAAAGAAACAGUCGCUGGACUUUCGACUUGGCCUAUCAAGAGUUGAGAUUUGGGCGUUACACAUACAUUGAUGUAAGAGAGGAGCAUGCUCAUAACUACCCGAUUAAGUACAUUAAUGGAUUCACGUUUGAGGGCUUCAGCUACUUAACCACCGUUCAGAAAGAAGACGUUGACUCAGAGAAUUAUCAUUCUCGGCUUGUUAGAAUCUGCAACAAAGACAGUGCUUACUAUUCCUACACCGAGGUACCACUGAAGUGCAGGAGCUACGCCAGUGGUCGCACCUACAACCUGCUGCAGGCAGCGCAUGUUAGCUCUGCUGGUGUAGAGCUAGCCAGGGACCUUAACAUGAAGGUUGGGGACAUGGCCUUGUUUGGUCUGUUUGCAGAGAGCUCCCCAGAUGCACCCGAUCAACCAACCAGCAAUAUGGCCAUGUGCAUUUUCACUUUGAAGAAGAUAACCAAGAAAGUCAGAGACGGAGUACAAAAUUGCUUUUUUGGAUACGGCUCCCAGGGUCUAAGCCAGUUUUCAGACAAUCUGUUAUGCAGCUAUUCAACAUAUCGUAAUGUUGACGACUCUUUCUGCGGGACUGGCGAUCUGCAUCCCAUUCAAGCGCAAACCACAGUAAACGCAUAUGAUUACCUUACUGGAGGCGGACAUGGCCGUCACUAUACCUCGUUAUCAACUCUUACCAUGGGCAGAGAUACAGUAGCGGUCAUGGGCACCAAGUCCGGGCGCAUACAUAAGUUUGUGAUUGACCCUCUCUCCGUUGACUUUGUGCGACGAGACUACCCUCUGAAGCCUUAUAAGGACCUCAAGCUAGAUACAGAAGGGCCUGUAUUAAGAGAUAUGCCUCUGGAUUCGGAGCAGGAACAUAUCUAUGUUAUGACUCCAUACAAAGUGUAUAAGAUAGCCUUGAAGACUUGUGAGCACUACAUCCACUGCUCCGCCUGCGUGACCUCUCGUGACCCCAACGGCUGCGGGUGGUGCGGAGGGGUGUGCACCACGGAGGAGGAAUGUGAUGGUGCCGACGGUCCAUCUGGUGAGAUACCGGAAACGGAAGUCGAUUCGGAAGAUGAUCCUGACUGGGUGACCGAUGCUUGUUCACCAGCUAUCUAUGAGGUCUCGCCAGUGUUUGGUCCACUUCAGGGCGAUACUACAGUGAACAUCAUUGGUGAUAGUCUUGUGGCUGAUGCAGCAGUGAAUGCUAACUCAACCCUUGAAGUGAUUAUAGCAGGUCAACCCUGUCAUGUUGACUUGAGUUCAAGCAAUAUUACCCAUAUUGUUUGCGUAACCCCAUCUGUUGAAGAGCCUGUGUCGGGUCCAGUGACAAUCGAAGUAGAAGUGGAUGAUCCCAGCCUCACUUUUGCUAUAGGAGGAUUCACGUCUUCAGAGCCAAGAUAUAUCUUCUCAUAUGUGGAACCUGCUUUCACCCACUUCAGCCCUCUUGUUGGACCAAUGUUUGGCAGAACUAUGAUCACUCUCUUUGGUGAGGGCCUUCAUGCCGGAAACAAUCCAGAAGUAACAGUUGCUGGUGUGCCUUGUCACAUACACAGUGUCACUCCUACAAAGAUUCAUUGUGUAACGAGAAACUCCAGUGAACUGACAUCAGGGCCAGUUAUUCUGAACCUAGACAGCCUUCAACUCAACAGCACAUUGGAGUUCACUUACGCUGAGAAUCCAUACAUCACACACUUCUCCCCUACAAAGAGCUACCUAAGUGGAGGCAACAAUCUUCAGAUCUCAGGCUUCAAUCUUCAUCUUGGUCAGAAUGUUCAGUUAGAGGUUUCUGCCUUGACUGACUCUGGCCAUAGGGUGAUAAAGUCACAGGGAUGCACUGUGCCAUGGCACUCAUCCGACGAUACCAUUCCAAGUGGUACGUUAGAGAACAGUCUAACCUGUACUACCCCAGACUUGAGUGACGAAGAAUUAAACCCCACCCCGGACCAGCCAUUCAUCGCCAAUCUCACCAUCAAGUUCAACAAGAACAUCCUGGUGCCCAUGUCCUAUGAUGGACAGAUAGAACUGCCAAUGUGGAAGAUACUGUACUACCCCGACCCUAUCCUGGAGCAGUUUGAGGAUCAUAUAUACCUGCUAGACCUAACAUCCAAUACUGUUCUCAUCCGUGGUGAAUAUUUGGACCUUGUGAGCCGAAAAGAGGAUAUAUCUGUCACAGUUGGUUCCCAGCCAUGUGCUAUCCAAGAGUUUGCAUCAACCUACAUCGUAUGUCAGGUCCCCUCUUCUCUUCAGCAAUCAGGCAACGGAUCCGGAAUAUAUGAAGUCAAGGUGACGAUGGGAGACAAUCAGGCACAUAAUGUGGGACUCCUCCAAGUGCCACGCCCAGAGGGCAUAGGUAACACACCCAUAGCCCUCACCAUCAUCGGUAUCCUGACUCUGCUGGCCCUCGUCAUCCUCAUUGUCGUCAUAGGCAUCAAGAGGUACCACAAGUCAAAGAGAGGAGAGAGGUUACCCAUUGAUAACACUCAUGUAGGCUUCAAUCAUAUGGCAGGCACAGAGGAAGUCCAUUUGCAAGGCCAGGGUCUACAUAGGAUCAACACCUACUUGACGAACCCUGGUAUGCCAGCCAAUGAAGCCAUGCCAAUCAUGCAUGCCCCUCUACUAGAGCAGAUUAACAAUGAGCUAGCCGCUGAGAUCAGCCAGGUCUUAAUUCAUGAGGAGAAGAUUGCUGUGGGCAAAGUAUUAGGCCAAGGUCAUUUUGGAUGUGUGUUUGCCGGUAAGCUCCAUCAAGACGGCGAAGAACAUCAGGUUGCCGUCAAGUCCCUCCACCAGGGUACCCUCAACGAGAUCAGUAACUUCCUUCGUGAGGGGAUCAUGAUGAAAGACUUCAAACAUCGCAACGUGCUGUCUCUGAUUGGUGUCUGUAUCAUCAGUGACACCAACAUGCCUUAUGUCGUCCUGCCCUUCAUGAAGAAUGGAGACAUCUUGACGUUUGUGCGGGAUCCAUCCAAUGAGCUUACAGCAAGACAGCUUCUGGAGUUCUGUCGCCAGAUAGCAGAGGGCAUGAUGUACCUAGCGGGUCUCAAGUUCGUCCACCGCGACCUGGCCGCACGUAACUGCAUGCUAGACAAGGACAUGGUGGUCAAGGUAGGGGACUUUGGACUGUCCAGGGACAUCUAUGAGAGGUCAUACUACAGCGCUAAGGACAGGACUGCCAAGCUGCCGGUCAGAUGGAUGGCCUUGGAGUGUCUGGAGAGAAACAUAUAUAAUACCAGGACAGAUGUGUGGUCAUUUGGUGUGGUGAUGUGGGAGUUACUCACCCGAGGAAUAGUGCCAUACCCUUCUGUGGACAAUGUGGACAUCUUAACAUUUCUUCAUGGUGGUCGACGGCUUUCCCAGCCUGAGCAUUGUCCAGACCAUGUGUAUGAGGUGAUGUUGAGUUGUUGGUCAGUGAGUCCCAUCGAUCGUCCAAGCUUCUGUUUGCUGGUUGACAAUCUGGAUGGUAUCCUGAUGGUCAAGUCGGAAGACCCAGCUGACCAGGAGAAAACCGAUGCAUAUGUCAACAUUCCUGGUGCAGCCUCAUAGUCUAGUGAUUCCUCCCAAGCUGCCGGUGAAAAUCUCCAGAUAAUCCAAACAUUGGUAACGUGGUGUAUGCCCACUUAUGAGCAAUUGCCUUAAAAGAACUUUCAAGAUUU
This is a messenger RNA of Strongylocentrotus purpuratus (purple sea urchin), 4782 nucleotides long. It is a transcript of the gene met, whose product is annotated as hepatocyte growth factor receptor. Gene Ontology annotation, biological process: multicellular organism development; cell surface receptor protein tyrosine kinase signaling pathway; cell migration. Lineage: Eukaryota; Metazoa; Echinodermata; Echinoidea; Camarodonta; Strongylocentrotidae. The transcript has 19 exons. The record is from RefSeq and is a predicted model, not a curated record. Gene Ontology annotation, cellular component: signaling receptor complex. Gene Ontology annotation, molecular function: protein binding; transmembrane receptor protein tyrosine kinase activity; ATP binding. Bases 587 to 4672 code for a protein of 1361 amino acids.